AUGCUUCCCUUCAAACUCUCUCAUUUUUACACUGUUUGGAAUUUCACCACAUUGACAUGCCACGAAAUAGCUUCCAGAGACUUAAAAGAAUUAAUCGAUCAAGACACUUGGCUUUACUUCAACGUCGGUGGCUUCAGUGCGUCAAGUCAAAUUUGUAACGCUUCAAACAUCAACAUAUACGGAAUCCCACUUGGUUAUAAAACUCCCAAAACUUACUUUGUUAACAACGCAUUUCACUUCGAUGUUUAUACCAAGGCGUUUACAGUCAAUAAAGUCACCAUCACCCCACUCUCAGUGUCUGGUUUAACUAAUAGUAACGAAACUAUAAUCAAAACUAUUACCACACCAUUCAAUCUGACAGACGACGUUUCAAAGGUGACAUUUUACUUCUCUUCACUUCAGCACGAGGUACAUUCUUCUCAUGUAGUACUCGUAUACUCACCAACGUACUUCGUCUCUUUAUUCAUCCGAAAUUUUUUUGUGCUUUGCGUCGUUGGAAUUAUAUAUAUAGUUUAUUUAACUAAAAUGAAAACUAUAUUUGUGGCACCGAAUCACAGCGAAUUUUGGUUUGCGAUGCAACACCAGGGCUUCGCUGUAAUCACCGCGUUUAUAAUAACCUUUUUCUUGUACAUUUUUGUAUCAGAGAUCACAUUCAAAAGUCCAAGUCACUUUUUUAUAAUGAGUUAUAUUAUAGCGACACCAUUAUGUGGAUUUUUCUUGGCGUGUUUCAGCCAAAGUGUGUUAAAAUAUAAUAAAGUAAUUAUUUACAGUGGGACACUCCAAUUCGUUGUUCUGGUCAUACUUUUUAUAACGGACGUUUUUCAGGAAAAGGAAGAACAGAGGUACAACGUGUGGACGUCUGUGGUACUGUUAAGCGUUGGGGAGGUACUAGUGAAUGUAAUGAACAUGCUUUCGUUUUGCUAUUUAUUGAAAGAAGAAAAGAGUAGUGAAGAGAACAAAAGUCAAAGUAAUAUGUCGACGAGUUUCAUUUGGGGUGCUAUCUUACUGUCUUCAUGUGUUAUUGCGAAGUGUAGAGAUUCAUUAAUAUACUCGAUUGUUGUAUUACCACAUCAAAUAACAGUUUGUAAUUACUGGAAUGUUGGGUUCAAUGUUGUGAUGACUUUAUUCAUUGCGACGUAUUUGAAUACCAUCUUGAGGAAAAUAUUCUUACUUAACUCCACGUAUGCAGUCUACUUGUAUAGUCUAUCUUGUUUACUUACUGUUUUAUUCAAUAUAAUGUCUAUUGGAUAUAUCUCAUUUAGAGUGUUGAUAGACGUGAGUGUGACGUCGGUAUUCUUUUGCUUCGCAGAUACGUUUUUGUCGUUUUAA
Entamoeba invadens IP1 is the source of this 1329-nucleotide messenger RNA. RefSeq lists its product as hypothetical. The record is from RefSeq and is a predicted model, not a curated record. NCBI's taxonomy places the organism in Eukaryota, Evosea, Mastigamoebida, Endamoebidae. Bases 1 to 1329 code for a protein of 442 amino acids. The transcript has 3 exons.